Molecule: messenger RNA, 1996 nt
Organism: Mytilus californianus (California mussel)
Lineage: Eukaryota; Metazoa; Mollusca; Bivalvia; Mytilida; Mytilidae
Product: DBH-like monooxygenase protein 1 homolog
Exons: 11
Coding region: 1-1725 (574 amino acids)
Biological process (GO): norepinephrine biosynthetic process; dopamine catabolic process; octopamine biosynthetic process
Cellular component (GO): secretory granule membrane
Molecular function (GO): copper ion binding; dopamine beta-monooxygenase activity
Source: RefSeq, a predicted model, not a curated record
AUGAAGUGCACAAUCUAUUUUGCAUUUCUAUAUUUGUUCGGGACAUGCAUAGGAAACCCAAAUGUGUUGCCCUCCAAACCAACGCCAACGGAAAUUUUCGGGAAUAGCUGGCAACUAGACAGUGAUGGAAAUUACUGGUUAUUUUGGAAAACUAAUACAACACAUAUAACGUUCGAGACUCACGUUAAGACUAAGGGAUAUGUCGGCUUCGGUCUUUCAUCCAAUGGUAAAAUGUUUCCAUCUGAUGUUGUUGUUGGCUGGGUUGACAGCAACGGAUCGACUCACUUCAAGGACUGUCACACUGAAGGUCAUUAUUCCCCUAUCGUUGAUGUUAGCCAAGACUGGAUGCUUCUACAGGGACUUGAAGAUAACUUUGGAACAGUAUUAAAGUUUGUUAGGAAGUUAGAUACCUGUGAUGACAAAGACUACCAAAUUACAGAUAAUACUAUCAAGGUUAUCUAUUCGUAUCACCCUGAUGAUCCUGCAUCGUUCAAUACACUGCCUUGGCAUGGUGCAAACAGACGAGGAGCAAAAAGUUUAAUGUUGUUGUCUGCAGUCAAAGACAAUGACUAUCAGUUACCACCUGAUGCUGAACAAUUCGAUAUACUUCAUAACAAUUUUCAUGUUCCAGCCAACACAGAUACUACAUACCAGUGUACAGUUUUUAAAGUUCCAGAAAAAUCUUCGAAGCGCCACGUGAUAAGGUUUGAACCAGUAAUCACCCGUGGAAAUGAAGAAGUCGUCCAUCACUUUGUUGCAUACAGUUGCCCAACUGCUACAGAUAACGAUGUGGGAUAUGUCUUUAACUGCUACGGUACCAAACCAAAGAAAUUUGAAAAAUGCAACGACGUCAUGUUAGCAUGGGCAAUUGGUGGUGUUGGGUUUGACUUUCCUCCCAAUGCUGGAUUUUCAUUGAAUGCACCUGGAGAUCCAAGAUAUCUCAUUCUUGAAACACAUUUCACUAAUCCAACAUUAAAGUCAGGCAUCGUAGAUAGUUCUGGGUUCAGAAUAACAGUUACCCCAACAUUAAGACAGUAUGAUGCAGGAAUGCUUGAAGUUGGUGCAAUGGUUAAUAACUUACAGUUUAUUCCCCCAUACGAAAAAGGAUUUGUAUCAAAAAGUCACUGUCACAAGGAUUGUAUAAAAAUGGCUGUUGGAAAACAGAGAAACAGUUUAAAGGUGUUUGGUGUUCUUCUUCAUGCCCAUUUACUCGGUGCCAAGCUGACAGCACGCCAUUUUCGAGAAGAUAAAGAACUUGAGCCAUUCUCAGAAGACGAUAACUAUGAUUAUGAUUACCAAGAUUUUAGGGCCAUGAAACAGGAAAGAGAGAUUAAAUACGGCGACAGCGUUGCAGUUGACUGUACCUAUGAUUCUUCGUUAAGAACCAAACCGACUGUUGGUGGUUUACCGACUACAUCCGAGAUGUGCUUGGCUUUCUUGUUCUACUAUCCGAAAAUGAAUGUUACGUUUUGUCUCAGUCAACCCAACUAUGACCAAAUAAGCAGUGUUCCUUGGCAUGCUGUAAAACAACUAAACACUUGGGACUGGAAAGAUAAAUCAGUCCGUGACAACUUUAAAGGAAUCGUUGAUAAUUCUACAUACAAUUAUAUCUGCUAUGGGCUAGAUAAAGCAGCUAAUAUACAUUUUCGACAGGGCAAUUUCCAUCUUCCAGAACCAGCGACCAAGUAUGCUCCGCCUCCGAGACACUGUCCAAGUGGUCAUUGAUGUCUUCUACAUUUUCUUAUAAAAAUAAUAUCCGAAUUUUGAUCUGAUUGUUUACUUCAUAUAUUCAAAGAUCUCUUAUACUGACUUUCAACGUGUUAGAACGUUUAUGAAUACAUAUAUACUAGUCUUUUUAAGGUUCUGGCUUCAUUUUGACAAAAGACAAUAUUUUUUUAUUCCCAUUAUGUUAUUUCUUAUGCCUUAUGAGCUGCAUAAAUGAUACUGUGCGUAUGAUAUCAAAUCUUCAAAAAAUAAAAAUAAUCACUAUUGAUAA